CGACGACCCCUUCCCGUCCCCCUCCACGCACCCCGCGUCCUGCACCUCGUCUGACAUGUCUGCCUCGCCACAUCCACCCCCUCCUCCUGCCCCCAUUCCCGUCCCCGCCACACGCUCGCCCCCAGAGCCUCCCGCGCCGUCUGUGUCGGUGCCCGCGAUGGUCAAUGGUGGCGCGCCCCCUCCUAGUCGCUCGCCCGCGCAGCUCGCCUCCCUCCUCUCCGAUGCCCUUCGUGAGAUAGACUCUCUGCAUCACGAGCUCUCCAAGGCCAAACGACGCGCGGAAAAGGCAGAGCGUCUCGUCUCCAGUCUCACCCAGCCUUCGUCCUCGUCAGCUGCCACACGCUCAGGUAGUGACAACUCACCCUCUGGCGCCCCGAACGGCUCCCCCGCGAACGGCCAGGCACAACCACUUCCCGAGUCUGCCGUCAAGGUCAUCCUCGAGUACGAGGCGCGCGCUGAGCGCGCAGAGGCCGCUCGCGACGAGUCCGACGCACGCCUCCGCAUCAUCCAGGAAGCAUGGGGCGAGCUCAAUCACUAUCUCAGCACCGUCGAGGUCCGCUCCUCCGACGCGCGCAUGAACUUUUCGCGCCUCGUCGCGGACGGUGGCGGCCAGCUCGUCCUCGUCCAGCCUCCGCUUCCGCCGUCCCAGUCUCUCCCGAGCAUCGGCUCGUCUAUGCUCAAGUCCGCUCCCGGUCGUUCCGCGGCCCUUCACCGCGCGAACAUAACCGGGGCAGCGGUUUUUCCGACGCUCCCUCCUCCGCCCGUGCCCAACGCCAACAGUCGCGUCAGGCCGCGGUCGGGUAGUAUGGACGCAAUCGUGUAUCCUGGUCUUCCUGGUGGACCUGGCGUGCCGCCUCCCGCAAAGAGGAUGCGCAGCGAGCGUGAUCUUGACCGUGAAAUGAUUGACAGACCGCGUCGUUACAGUGCUUCUCCGUCUAAUUCACCACAGUACAUGACAAUCAAUGGUCAUGCCACAGAGUCUUCGCCGCUCAUUCCGCUUCAACACUCGGGCAAUGCAAGCGUGCCCGCUCUUCACCCGUACUAUCAUCCAUCGCCGCAACAACGUUCAUACCGUGCUGGAGGCCGUGAACGCGAGGAACCCGUGCAAAUACGCUAUGUCGACGCCACUGGCCGUCCUUCGCAGCAGGCGCUCGGCGAACGCCAACCCCACCGUCGCGGCCGCUCGCACUCGCGUUCUGGCUCGCAUUCUCGCUCACGUAGUCGGGGCAGUUCGAUCAGCCUCGAAGAGAUGCUGUUGGAGGCGACGACGGGCGACGACCCUGAUCGCCGCCUCGAUGGCGCGCCCGCCGCCCUCGCCCGUCCGCACGCUCAGUCGCUCUCGCAUCACCCGUCCCAGCACAUGGUCAUCCCGCGCAUGCGUCAUCGCUCGCAGUCCCCUGAUCGACGCGAUCGCGCAUUCCAUCUUGGCGUGCCACACAACCAUACGCACUCACGCUCUCGCGCAUCAUCCUCGCUGUCCGCGCACCCCUCGCAUCAACAGCUGCACCCGUCGGCAUCUGCGUCCGGCCCGGGAGUCUCGCCUCCGGGCAGCUCUGGCGUCUCGCCUAUUCCUGGACACAGCGCGGGCGGAAAUGGAGUGGGUGCCCCGGGGCCGCUUCCUUCGCCUGGCCAGGUGCAGACGUAUCAGACGCACAUUUUUGCACCGCCUGUGACUGGUGCCCCUGUGAAGAAGAACAAGUUAGGGAGCUCUCAGAGCCUCGGCGCGAACGGGACGGUUCUGACCCUUGGUCCCACGGGAAGCUUGAUCGCGGGCCCGUCGACUAUUCAGGGCGGGGGCUAUCCGCCAACGAACGCCCAGGGUCAACGCAUCUGCAGGCAGUGCGGACUUCCCGGGCGGUACAAGGAAGGCAAGUGCGUCGAGAAGUGGGGUCCAGGGCCCGAAGGUCCUGGAACAGUAUGCGACCGCUGCCGCAAGAAAAUGAAGCGGGUCGAGCGCCGCGGCACAUUAGAUAGCCAGAUGGCGAGCGGCGUCCUCGGCCACCACCAGCAACCAGCAGCCAUUCAUCCGUCUUCGCACCACCAAAACUCGCUCAACGGCCGUCCGGGUCCCGAUCGUGCGCUUCAUAGAACAGACACGUUGCCGGUCACUCAUGGAACGUCGCCGCAGUCUUCGCGCGUCCUUGGCCCCAAUGGCACGGUACUCUCUUCUCCACCGUAUGGACGCCAUGAGCGCGAGCGUGAACGCGACGAGCAGCAGCGCUCGAUGCCCUCGCCGCACGCGCAGUCUGCACGCAUUGGCUCGCAGCGCUCACCGCCGACGCCGCCGUACAUUGCGACUCUGCCCGGGUCGUCGGUCAACGACGACGACGACGUAUUUGAGGAACGUGGCUUACGGCCGAGGGGCUCUCGUGCCCAGUCUCCGGUGGGGCACUCGAAGACUUCGUCUGGUGGUGCGCGCGUGAACGGCAACAAGUCCGCGUCGCAUUCCCCGCCGCUCAACGGCAAUAUGGCCGUAUCUUCUGCUCGAGGCUCGCCUCGCGACUCGGACACAUCUCGUCAUAGCGCUAGCAACUCGCGCUCGGAGGUAGACAUGGACGCAGACGCCGAUGCAGAUGCGGACGCCGAUGCGGAUGCUGAGGCUGAGGUCGACGCCGACGCUGAUGCCGACGCGGAGCUGCUCGAGGCGGUGGACGCUGCGGAAGCGAACAACAACACCGAGGAGGAAUGGCUCAAGAAAGAACCGAUGUGAAGUGCAAAUAAAAAAUGUAUAUUGCCGAACGCUGGUCCUCGUCCUAUGUGGAAUGACUUAUGAAAUUGUGAAGUAUGUACCCACUACGUUUCUGCUUGGGCUUAUAGAUUGUCGUGCUUUUGUCGUUGUUAUCAUGCUGUCGUCUUGUGGGAGAUUCGGUGCUCGGACUUGACGUGUCUCUAUAACGUUCCAAUGUAUGGUAUUAUGAAGAGGAUGCAAAUAGAAGCCGAAUGCGCGCAUGUUGUCCAUGAAUGUCGGUGAC
Molecule: messenger RNA, 2972 nt
Organism: Laetiporus sulphureus 93-53
Lineage: Eukaryota; Fungi; Basidiomycota; Agaricomycetes; Polyporales; Laetiporaceae
Exons: 4
Coding region: 56-2710 (884 amino acids)
Source: RefSeq, a predicted model, not a curated record